Messenger RNA from Prorocentrum cordatum, 375 nucleotides. Lineage: Eukaryota; Dinophyceae; Prorocentrales; Prorocentraceae. The record is from the annotation of a GenBank genome assembly.
GCCAAGAGCGCGCCGGCGGCCACUUCGCGAGGCGGGCCACGGCGCUGGAGCUGGCCACGCAGGAGCGCCGCGACGUCCAGCAGGACGAGAGAGCACGCCUGCGCGACCAGCGCUUCGAGUGGCGGCGCCUCUUGGCCACCCUGCUCGGGAGGCGCGAGAUGUCGCGGCGCGCGGGCAGGGCCCGCGGGGCGGAGCGCUGCAGCAGCAAGAUCGCCGAGCUGACGCAGAAGGCCGACGACACCCAGCUCAACCUCAUCUACGACGAGAACGAGGGGGUCGAUCUCGGCCGCUGGAAGGAGCCACGCGCAGGCCCCCAGGAACUCCCCGACGACGAGGUGGCGCCCAUCGCCCUGAUCGCGGAGCGCUGCCAGUCGA